Pseudomassariella vexata is the source of this 1671-nucleotide messenger RNA. RefSeq names its product RIO1 family-domain-containing protein. Gene Ontology annotation, cellular component: cytosol; preribosome, small subunit precursor. The transcript has 2 exons. Gene Ontology annotation, molecular function: ATP binding; protein serine/threonine kinase activity. Gene Ontology annotation, biological process: maturation of SSU-rRNA. NCBI's taxonomy places the organism in Eukaryota, Fungi, Ascomycota, Sordariomycetes, Amphisphaeriales, Pseudomassariaceae. The record is from RefSeq and is a predicted model, not a curated record. The coding region runs from base 1 to 1671 and encodes 556 amino acids.
AUGGCCGACUCAGAGACUCCCCUCGCAAAUUCUGUGGCGGCGCCCCAUGAGCCCCCUCACACAUACACAGCGAACAACGGCUACGGCGCGUCUGUCAGCCAAGAAGUACCUCGAAGUUUGGGCGCCCAGAGCCAAGAUGCAUUUGCCGUUGAAGAGGAGGACGAAGACGACCUAGAAGAUAUCUUCGACGAUGAAGAUGAUUUCGGCAAUGCAGACACAGGAGACAUCACCAAAAACUACAACCGUCAACGACAAUUCCAGGAUGGCGGCGUUGCGUUGCUGCCGAAAUCCAACCAACAAAAACCCGCUGCCAACACCUUUGCCAGCGUGGAUGAUCAAAUAUCUGCACUGUCCAAACAUGCGGCGAAGAUCAGACUCGAUGACGUCAAGGAGGGCCAAGUAAGAGAGAAGGACAAGGCCGACCGCGCAACGAGCGAGCAGGUGCUGGAUCAAAGAACGCGCAUGAUCCUCUUACAAAUGAUCAACCGAGGUUUUGUAAGCGAGGUGCACGGUGCUAUCAGUACAGGCAAGGAAGCAAACGUCUAUGGCGCCGUUGCCUUUCCCGACAUCAAUGGGCCACCUGUACACCGAGCCGUCAAGGUCUACAAGACGGCCAUUCUCAGUUUCAAGGAUCGAGAGCGAUACAUAACGGGCGAACACCGAUUCAAGUCCGGCGCCGACAAAGGAAACAGCCGCAAGAUGGUGAAGCUAUGGGCAGAGAAGGAGUUCAGGAAUCUGCGUCGUAUACAUGCCGCGGGCAUUCCGUGUCCAGAGCCCAUCCAGUUGAAAUUACAUGUGCUUGUGAUGGAGUUCCUUGGAGAUCGUCGAGGUUGGGCGUACCCACGACUGCGUGAUGCCUCCAUUCCUUCGGAUGACGUGGAACAGCUCUGGACAACUCUCUACGUCCAAUUGUUGGGCAUGAUGAGACGUAUGUACCAAGUUUGCAAGCUGGUCCAUGCCGAUCUGAGCGAGUACAAUAUUCUGUACAAUGACAAACGCCUCUACAUUAUCGAUGUUUCGCAAAGCGUUGAACACGACCAUCCGCGGUCGUUGGAAUUUCUACGCAUGGACAUUAAGAACACCGGCGACUUCUUCCGGAAGCAGGGUGUUGACACGUUGUCGGAUCGAACCGUCUUCGACUUCAUCACUGCUCCGGAAGGGCCUGUGGAAGAGCCUGGAACGGCAGAAACGAUCAAGCUUCUCUACACGUCUCGCUCCUCUGAUGAAAACGACGACAAGGCUUUGGCUCAGAUAGAAGUUGACAAUGAGGUCUUUCGAAAUCAGUACAUUCCGCAAACACUCGACCAGGUUUACGACAUUGAGAAGGACGCGCAGAAGAUAGGCGAUGGAGAGGGAGACCAACUGGUAUAUCGAAAUCUUCUAGCAGACCAAGCGGUGUUGCCCAAGGAUCCGAAUGCAGAGGGAGACGAGGCAGAGGGUGCGGAUAGUUCGGGUGAUUCUGGUGAUGGCGCAGCACUCGACAGCGAUGACAGUGAGGAUGAAAGCAGAUUUGCCAAAGGCACGCCGCGGGGUAAGCGGUUCGAGGACAAAGAGGAAAAGAAGCAACACAAGCAAGCUGUCAAAGAAGAAAAGCGAGAGAAGAGGAAAGACAAGAUGCCCAAGCAUCUCAAGAAAAAACUCGUAUCCUCAAGCUCUAGAAAGAAGAAAUAG